Messenger RNA from Arctia plantaginis, 1599 nucleotides. Lineage: Eukaryota; Metazoa; Arthropoda; Insecta; Lepidoptera; Erebidae. The record is from the annotation of a GenBank genome assembly.
AUGGCGAACAUGUUUCGCGCGGUGACGGUUUCGGCUGUGAGCGGCGACGGCGCGCUCACGCCGCGCUUUAAUUUCCCUACAAACGUAAACGUGGAUUAUGACCCGCAAGGAUUGAGUGUAACAGUGAUACGUGCUGACCCGGUGCUGGCCCAAGAGGUGCUUGAGUUCCCUGUCCAUAGUCAGAGCGAGUGCUCACGCGUUGCUGGACAAUCGUACAUAUUCACGAUUGACAAUGAAACUUUGUUCUUCAAGUUCGCGUCUGAUGCCGACUGUCAGGGUUUCCACCUGCUUGUCACCAAAAUUAAGGCGGGCAGGUCAUCAUCAGUGUUCACCGUGCGCACGGAGGAUUCCUCGGCGAUGCAAUACUUCCAAUUCUACGGGUACCUGAGUCAACAGCAAAACAUGAUGCAGGAUUACGUGAGAACGAGUACGUAUCAGCGCGCCAUACUGUCUAACAUCAACGAUUUUAAGAACAAAGUGGUUUUGGAUGUAGGCGCGGGUUCAGGUAUUCUGUCAUUCUUUGCUGCCCAAGCUGGUGCACGUAAAGUUUACGCGGUAGAAGCAAGUAACAUGGCGCACCACGCGCAAGCGUUAGUGCGAGCGAACGGCCUCCAAGACCGUAUUACGGUUGUUGCUGGGAAAAUCGAGGAAAUUGAACUACCUGAGACAGUAGAUGUGAUAAUCUCUGAGCCUAUGGGUUAUAUGUUGUACAAUGAGCGGAUGUUAGAAACAUAUCUACACGCGAAAAAGUGGUUAAAACCUAAUGGUAAUAUGUACCCAACAAGAGGUGAUCUCCACAUAGCACCAUUUACAGAUGAUGCGUUGUUUAUGGAGCAGUAUAAUAAGGCUAACUUUUGGUAUCAGACAUGUUUUCAUGGUGUUGACUUGAGUGCUCUUCGCACUGCUGCAAUGAAAGAAUACUUCAGACAACCUAUUGUAGAUACUUUUGAUAUUCGCAUCUGUAUGUCAAGAUCAGAAAGGCAUGUUGUUGACUUCCUAAAUGCACAUGAAACAGACUUACAUAGAAUUGAAAUACCAUUUAGGUUUGAACUAACUCAAUCAGGUACGUGCCAUGGUUUGGCAUUCUGGUUUGAUGUGUUAUUUGCUGGUGCUACCCAGCACAUAUGGCUCUCAACUGCACCCACUGAGCCCCUAACUCAUUGGUACCAAGUGCGCUGCUUGCUGGAAACACCAAUUUUUGCUAAGCAGGGCCAAGCACUUACUGGAAGAGUGUUAUUGUUGGCAAACAAGCGUCAAAGUUAUGAUGUCACUAUGGACAUCAAUCUAGAAGGCACAAAUAUUUCAUCAUCAAACACUUUGGAUCUCAAAAAUCCUUACUUCAGGUACACUGGGGCGCCAGCGGCGCCUCCUCCUGGUGUCAAUAACACUUCCCCAAGUGAAACAUACUGGAACUCUGUUGAUUCAACUGCAUCUCUGACCAAUGGCCAAGGCGUGAUGUUGACGGAUGCAACUCAGCAGUACUGCUCUACUCCAGACCAAACAAUUGCAUAUGGAGCACACCCUAACAUGAUCAAAACAGUAAUGUUGCAGGAGGAAUUUAUCAAGAGGAUUGGGAUUAGUCAAAAUGGGGACAUAUAA